Physeter macrocephalus (sperm whale) is the source of this 2693-nucleotide messenger RNA. It is a transcript of the gene UTP23, whose product is annotated as UTP23 small subunit processome component. Gene Ontology annotation, cellular component: small-subunit processome; nucleolus. The transcript is spliced from 3 exons. The record is from RefSeq and is a predicted model, not a curated record. Gene Ontology annotation, molecular function: small ribosomal subunit rRNA binding. The coding region runs from base 103 to 849 and encodes 248 amino acids. Lineage: Eukaryota; Metazoa; Chordata; Mammalia; Artiodactyla; Physeteridae.
GGUUCUUCAUUUCCGGGAGAAGCCCGUCUUGCCGGUAGCGGGCUGUGUGGGGGAGUUCGCUGCUGCUUUCUGGUCCGGUGGCUCGCUCCGGGAAAGCCAGGCAUGAAGAUCACGAGGCAGAAACACGCCAAGAAGCAUCUUGGCUUCUUCCGCAACAAUUUUGGGGUCCGCGAGCCGUACCAGAUCCUGCUGGACGGCACCUUCUGUCAGGCGGCUUUGCGGGGCCGCAUCCAGCUGCGGGAGCAGCUGCCCCGCUACCUCAUGGCGGAGACUCAGCUGUGCACCACCAGGUGUGUGUUAAAAGAGUUGGAAACAUUGGGAAAGGACUUAUAUGGGGCAAAGCUGAUUGCACAAAAAUGCCAGGUUCGAAACUGUCCCCAUUUCAAGAAUUCAGUGAGUGGAUCAGAAUGUCUGCUUUCCAUGGUUGAAGAUGGGAAUCCUCACCAUUAUUUUGUGGCAACACAGGAUCAGAAUUUGUCUAUGAAAGUAAAGAAAAAGCCCGGAAUUCCUCUCAUGUUCAUUAUUCAGAACACUAUAGUCUUGGACAAACCUUCUCCAAAAACAAUUGCAUUUGCUAAAGCAGUAGAGUCCGGUCAGCUUGUCUCAGGGCAAGAGAAACAAAGUAUCAAGCAGCUCAAAGAGGAACAGGGUUUAGUAAAAGACCCUGAACAGAGAAGAAAAAAAAAGCGCAAGAAAAUAAAUGGCCCUAAUCCUCUUAGCUGUUUGAAGAAAAAGAAAAAAACACAGGAUACAAACUCAUCUGCCUCUGAAAAGAAAAGAAAAAGAAAAAGAAUCCGAAAUAGAUCUACCUCAAAAGUACUUUCUGAAAAGCAGAAUGCAGAAGGAUAAUGAGUCCUUUGGAUACUUUUAAAGACAUGCAAAUAUGAAAAUGAAUUUCUUUUUGAAACUGUGGAAGUACUUACAUUAAAAGACUAAACUUAUUUUUGUAAAUGAAUAUUGACCCACAAGUGUUUGUAUAAAAUUAUUUGUAAAAAAAAAAAACAAAAAAACCAGAGUGGAUGGAUUUAGGUGUGAUCAUGUUCACUUUUCUGAGAGAAUUUGGAGGGUUUUUUUGUAAUGUAAAACUGUUGUCUCUUUCUGUCUUACUGCUGCCCCCCACCCUCCAACAUUAUAUGCAGAUAGUUUUAAAAAAUCGUAUAGUACCAAAACACUUGUGACAAAAAAGAGGUAAUCCCUUUUUCACAUUCACAGAGGAAAUUUUCUCUUUCAACUCAUGUAGUGGUUGUAGAAUUUACCUGUAUAUUUCCAAAUAAUAUGAAUCUGCUGCUACCUUUGGAUCUGCCCAUUAUUUAUUGACUUCCUACUAGAAAGAGUGGAAAUUUUGCUUACUUAUUUUACUCCACCAUUUUUCUAGUAUAUUAAUAUUUCAAUCUUUAUACAUCCCAAAUUUAGUAUUUUCAUUUUGAUGACUAUAAACUCUGUUUACUGCUAAACCAAGUAGCCUGCUAUGGUUGAAUUUAUUUUUUAUGUUACUUUUUUGUUAUUCCAGAAGUUAAUAAUGGUCUCAUUUUCUAGCAUCUGACUUGAUCUUACCAUAUUCUCCAGUAACUCUGGAAAGGAUCUCAUAAUUUUCAAUAUAAUAUCAGGUUAUUUCUUACCCCUGGAAUACUUCUGGAGCCAGCCCUCUGUCCUCCAACGUGGAAAGGUUUUCUGCCAAGCAUGUUGCUCAGCUAUCACCCAGGCAUUUCCUGUCCUUAUCCAGAGAAUCUACUUUGUCACUUCUGUAGCCUAGAUUCUUCGUUCUACUCGUUCUCGAUUUCCUCUUCUGCUGUGGUGGAGCAUAGAGUGUGUAGGAGGUACAUUUUUUGAGGCUCAACUAGUGUGUCUAAACCUAUAUUGGUUGCACUGAUAAUCUAGCAAGAUAAAGAAUUCAUUGUUGAAAAAUCAUUUCUCUCAAUUUUUCUUGAGAACUUCUUAAUUGUUUAUAAGGUCCUAGGGGGAAAAAAAUCCCUUUUUUUGAGUUCUGGAGGAUGAUUUUCUUUUAGAUGUAAAUGUUAUCUUAAAUGGCAAAAAUUCCAAAAUAAUACUCUUUCAGGUUGGCUUUAAAUGUUACUUUAAAAAUGUCUAAAGGGGGGCUUCCCUUGUGGCACAGAAUUGUGGUUAAGAAUCCGCCUGCCAAUGUAGGGGACACGGGUUCGAUCCCUGGUGAGGGAAGAUCCCACAUGCUGCGGAGCAACUAAGGCCAUGCGCCACGACUACUGAGCCUGCACUCUAGCGCUCGCGAGCAACACCUACUGAGCCCAUGUGCCACAACUACUGAAGCCGGCACACCUAGAGUCCAGGCUCCACAUGAGAGAAGCCACUGCAAUGAGAAGCCUGCACACCGCAAUGAAGAGUAGCCCCCCUCGCCGCAACUAGAGAAAGCCUGCGCACAGCAACGAAGACCCAAUGCAGCCAAAAAUAAAUAAAAUAAAUUUUUUAAAAAAUGUCUAAAGGGUUAAUUCAAUUAGGAAUUGAAUAAUCGAGCUUUUCUUUUUUGGCCCCCUCCCCAAUUGUUUUAAUCAUCCUUCAGGCCAAAAUUAAAGUCGCACUGUAAGUUUGAAGUAUAAAGUUGUCAGAUUGAUCAGUAGCUCCUGACUUUGAGCUGCCUGUGAUACCUUCAAAUAGUGGUUCUAAUCUGUAUCCUUAGAAUAUCAUGAUCAUGUAUGAAGUACUUCAUGAAUAAGUUCUUA